CUUUGUGAAUUCGUAUUGAGGACUUGUGGUUGGGUCCUCUUCCCUUUUGUCCUAUAUCAUCUCUCUCUUCUCUCUGUCCCUGUUCCUUGAUUUCAAGUCUUAAUUAUAGAACUUUUCCCACCUCUGUUCUUCUUUUUCUAAUUAAUUACAAGAUGACUGUUGGGUCAGGAAUCUCUGUUUCUGAUGGGAAAUUAAUGGUGUCUGGAAACUGCAUCCUCUCUGAUGUUCAUCAAGACAUUGUUAUAACUCCAGCAAGAGGCGACGGUUUGAUCAAUGGAGCAUUCAUUGGUGUCUUGUCUGAUCACAAAGGAAGUCAUCUUGUAUUCCCUGUGGGCAAGCUUGAGGGAUUGCGUUUCUUGUCUAUUUUCCGAUUCAAUCUAUGGUGGAUGACACACAGGAUGGGUUCUUCGGGUAAAGAGAUCCCAUAUGAGACACAAUGCUUGAUUGUGGAGGGAAUAGAUGGAACCCAACUUAGUAAUGAACGUGGAGAUGUUUUGGAUGACUCUAUUAUUUAUACUGUUUUCUUACCUAUUCUGGAAGGAGACUUCAGAGCUGCUCUCCAAGGGAAUCCAAAUAACGAGUUGGAGAUCUGCCUUGAAAGCGGAGAUCCUGCCGUGGACUGGUUUGAAGGUACCCAUUUAGUUUUCAUGGUGGCUGGACCCGAUCCAUUUGAUGUCAUCACAGAUGCAGUGAAGGCUGUUGAGAAGCACUUACAGACGUUUUCUCACCGCGAACACAAGAAGGUACCAGACAUGAUAAACUGGUUUGGCUGGUGCACAUGGGAUGCAUUCUACACUGAUGUGACUGCAGAGGGGGUGAAACAGGGAUUAGAAAGUUUAGAGAAAGGUGGAACUCCACCGAAGUUCGUUAUAAUUGAUGAUGGAUGGCAAAGAGUUGACAUGGAUGCCUCUGGGAUUUCAAUGAAUAAAGAAGAUGCAGCCAACUUUGCUAACAGGCUAAUCCAUAUCAAAGAAAACUACAAGUUUCAGAAAAAUAGUAAAGACGGCCACAGAAUAGAGGAUCCUGCAACGGGACUUGCUCAUAUUAUUACUGAGAUCAAAGGAAGCCAUGCUGUGAAGUAUGUUUUCCUUUGGCAUGCAUUAACGGGGUACUGGGCGGAUGUAAGCCCUAGCAUCACUGAAAUGGAACAUUAUGAAUCUAAGGUGAUAUUCCCUGUUUUAUCCCCUGGGCUUCAAUGCAACAAGCCAUGUGAAGUUUUCAACAACAUUGCAGCAAAUGGUGUUGGCCUUGUGAACCCUGAGAAAGCUUCAAUAUUCUAUGAUGAACUCCAUUCAUAUCUUGCAUCAGCUGGUAUUGAUGGGGUCAAAGUUGAUGUUCAGAACUUACUUGAGACACUAGCAGCAGGCCAUGGAGGAAGAGUGAACAUCACUAGGAAGUUUCAUGAGGCAUUAGAUGCUUCAAUUGCAAGAAACUUUCGGGGUAACGGAAUUAUAUCAUGUAUGAGCCACAACACAGAUGGUUUAUACAGCUCGAAGCAGACAGCUGUGAUGAGGGCAUCAGAUGAUUUCUUCCCCAAAAUAGCAGCAUCACACACAAUUCAUAUUGCAGCUGUUGCAUACAAUACCAUUUUUAUAGGGGAAUUCAUGCAACCAGAUUGGGACAUGUUCCAUAGCCUCCAUCCAAUGGCUGGAUACCAUGCAGCAGCUCGUGCAGUUGGUGGAUGUGCUAUUUAUGUGAGUGACAAACCUGAACACCAUGAUUUCGAUCUAUUGAAGAAGCUUGUACUUCCUGAUGGUUCUGUUUUGCGGGCCAAACUCCCAGGAAAACCCACAAGGGAUUGCCUGUUUUCAGAUCCAACCAUAGAUGGAAAGAGUCUUCUGAAGAUAUGGAAUCUAAAUGAUUUCUCUGGAGUCUUGGGGGUCUUCAACUGCCAAGGAGAAGCCAUCUCGGUUGAAGGGAUUGUCAGUUCGAAGGAUGUUGACUAUAUAUCCAAAGUUGCUGAGCAUGGAUGGAAUGGAGAUGCUAUCAUUUAUUCCCAUCUGGGUGGAAAUGUGGUUUAUCAACCAAAGAACAUUUCUCUUCCAAUUAAACUAAAGUCACGAGAAUACGAAGUUUUUACAGUGGUUCCUGUUAAAGAACUGUCCAACGGAGCUAAUAUUGCACCAAUUGGACUAACUCAGAUGUUCAAUUCUGGAGGAGCCAUUAAAGAGUUGACAUAUGAAUCAGAAAGAUGCUCAACAGUUGUCAUGAAAGUCCGGGGUUGCGGAGUGUUCGGAGCCUAUUCAUCUGCCAAGCCCCGGAGGAUAACAGUUGAUGAAGAGGAAGUGGAAUUUACGUAUGAUGAAAAGUCUCAUCUAGUAACCCUUACUUUGAGAAUUCCAGAACAAGAGUUGUACCAAUGGCACAUAACCAUAGAACUCUAAAUUUAUUUAUAUCAUCUAAGUCCGCGUAGCUUAAGUAUGACGAUAGCUCUAACCCUUGCUUUGAGAAUUCCAGAACAAGAGUUGUACUAAUGUCACAUAACUGUAGAACUCUAAAUGCUAUUAGAUGAAUCUGGGUUUCUCAAUGUUACUAUGGUCAGCACAAUAAACUACUUCUUGCUUAAAUUAA
Macadamia integrifolia is the source of this 2571-nucleotide messenger RNA. Its product is annotated as probable galactinol--sucrose galactosyltransferase 1. The transcript has 13 exons. The record is from RefSeq and is a predicted model, not a curated record. NCBI's taxonomy places the organism in Eukaryota, Viridiplantae, Streptophyta, Magnoliopsida, Proteales, Proteaceae. The coding region runs from base 153 to 2384 and encodes 743 amino acids.